Molecule: messenger RNA, 881 nt
Organism: Aphanomyces invadans
Lineage: Eukaryota; Oomycota; Saprolegniomycetes; Saprolegniales; Verrucalvaceae
Exons: 1
Coding region: 69-839 (256 amino acids)
Biological process (GO): proteolysis
Molecular function (GO): serine-type endopeptidase activity
Source: RefSeq, a predicted model, not a curated record
UUGGAAUAUCUCGCCGCCACCCCUUUCACGUUGACGCGUUGUGCUGCCAUUGUGCAAUUUACGCCGACAUGACCUCGCUCCUCGCCCUCGCUGCUCUCUCCGCGUUUGCCGCCGCCCGACCCGAAAUCUUCGGCGGCAUUGACGUCCCCGUCGGCGAAUUCAAGUACGUGGCGAGUCUCCGUGAGACCGAGGCCGGUCCAACCUUGUGCGGAGCGACCUUGAUUGCCCCCAAGGUACUCCUCACCUCCGCUUUCUGCGUCGACUUGUCGCCCAACUACGCGUCGAUCGGAUCGCACAACUCGAUCGGCGACAAGGAUGGCGAACGCAUCAAGAUCGUAAAAAAAACCGUCCACCCGAUGUACAACGACGAGUUGCUCGACUACGACAUAGCCAUCCUUGAAUUGGAAACCGAAUCCAAGUUCGCCCCUGUCGCGCUCAACAGUGACGAAUACGGUGCGAUUGAACCUGGCACCGAUUCGUGGGUGCGUGGCUUCGGCUAUACAUCAUUUCACGCAAAGGAGAACUCCCCCGUCCUUUUGGAAGCCAAAGUAAAUAUCAUGUCCAACGACGAGUGCAAUGAGGCGGUGGGUAAAACUGGCAAAAUCCUCGAUUCCAUGCUGUGUACCAAUGUCGCCAGCAAGGGCCCGUGCGACAACGACUAUGGUGGACCGUUGAUCAUUAUCCGCGACGGUGUCGAGUACGUCGCCGGUGUGUCGAUCUGGACCCUUGGUUGCGACGAUCCUAGCCUCCCUAGUGUGUACUUGCGCGUGUCGGUUGCCAGCGACUUCAUUAAACCCUUCUUGCCUGAAACCCCCCGAAUCCCCAAGCCUGCUUGCUAAGCAGUAGGGAUCAUAAACGUAAUAGCACUUGUCAAAACGAUA